Molecule: messenger RNA, 5028 nt
Organism: Fusarium mangiferae
Lineage: Eukaryota; Fungi; Ascomycota; Sordariomycetes; Hypocreales; Nectriaceae
Exons: 8
Coding region: 1-5028 (1675 amino acids)
Source: RefSeq, a predicted model, not a curated record
AUGAGCGCCAUUUUUGGGACCCAAGCCCGCGACGAAGCAAAACAGCUUAUAGAGAAGAUCGCUGUCGGUCAUGGCUACAUCGAGGCAGCAAAGCUGGAUGCCAUGCCACCCGAUAUACGACGAGUGGUGGAGGAAGCUCUGAAGAGCAAUUCCAAGUCUCAUGCCGCCGCUACAGAUCUUGUACAGAAGUUAGCUGCGGGGAACAUCAAUGUUGCGUUCGAGCUGCUCCAGAAUGCGGACGACAAUCAAUACACCCGCGCAAAGGCCGCAUGCGCGAGUCCAGGCGUUCAGUUCAUCGUGACUCCAGAUAUGGUCAUUAUUGGUAGUAAUGAAGACGGCUUCACGGAGAGCAACGUCAAAGCUCUUUGCGAUUUCGGAAAGUCUACCAAGGAUGGCAAGGCAGGCUACAUCGGACAGCCAGAUGUAGGUUUCAAGUCGGUAUUCACUAUCGCUUCCAAGGUUCAAGUAGAAUCUGGGCCUUUCUCAUUCUACCUUCAGCACGACGACGGAGAUUCUGGUAUUGGAAUGGUGAGACCCCACUGGACCGAACCGCCUGCUCUUCCCGGCCAUGUGAAGGAUCAUGAAGCAUAUGGCGGUCUCUUCGGAAACCGGACGAGGAUCAUCUUGUUUCUUAAGGAGCAGAACAGAGAAAAUCUCCGGAGUAGCUUCAUUAGUCAGAUCUGGGAUACACCGGAUAGUGUGCUACUCUUCAUGAAGAAUCUGCGGUCACUGAAGAUUACGGUACUAGGUGACGACAACAAAGUUCAGCGAUCGAAGGACGUGCUUCUCGAUAGAGACUUAUUCGGUUCUGGGACUCGAAUUGCAGCGACGAAGAAACUCGGUCCAACUAAAUUCAAGACAUGGAACCGCUAUCUCGUCUACAAGUCAACGACAACAGGUUUACCUGCCAACCCUAACCGAAGAUCAGCUCCAGAUUCCCCAGCAAAUACUUCCAAUGCAGAAGUUAUACUAGCGUUUCCUGUUGAUGAGAAAGGCGAGCCAAUUGUCGAAAUUCAAAAAGCAUUUGCCUUUAUGCCACUCUCCGAGACUGGGUUGAGCUUUCUUAUUCACUCCGACUUCGUUACUGAUGUUGCAAGACAAAAGCUUGUUACUUUCUCAGACAGAAACCUCCAAAUUAAGACGGCAGUUGGGAAAGCAGUCGUAACGUCAGCCCAAGACAUCUGUAAGAAGCCUGGCACAGAACACAAAUGGAUGCGUUUCCUUCCCCAGUUGAAUCGAAACGGCAUCGAUCCAUUCUGGCUCGGAUUCGGUAAUGACUUACGAUCGAAAAUCUCCGACAUACCACUUUUGCGUUCAAACCAGUUAUUUGGCGGUUUCUCAAAGAUAGCCGAUCUCAAGCGUCUUUCUGCGGAUCAAUUGGACCAACAUGGCGCGCCGCUUUUGCCUGAUCUACAACAAGAGUUGUACUUGUCUUCGCGUUACGAGCCCCAGGACCUCGAUAUUCUCAGUCAAUAUGGACUAACGUACAUGUCGAACUCGGAAGUCAUAUUAAGGUUGCAAGCUUUCACCGGGCGUGCUGAGUGGAAAGUGAGAGCCUUUGAGGAGCGAGACGAAGAUUGGCAUGCUAGACUAGCGCGUCUCAUCCUGAAGCUCUGGAACGACACACAAUCCAAUUGGAAGAAUGCCAUUCGCGGCUUGAAACUCAUUCCACUUGCUUCAGGAGACUUGAAGAGUGUCACCAAGGAAGGAAAGAGCGAAGAAUUCUAUGACAACAUGAUCGAGGGCAUCCUUAUCCCUGAAGAUCUGGGUUUCCCAAUACUGCUACCAGCAGCCGCAGCGAAUCCGGACUGUCGGAAGCUUUAUGAGCUCUUUGGACCAAAGACUCUUACUGCUCAACAAGUCCGUGAGAAGAUAAUUAACAUGUAUAGAGAUCCCGCUCAAGUGGCUAAGCUUGACGUGGCUAAGUCCAGAAACCAUCUUGUCUUUCUCUACCGAAUGGAGCCGAAGGACUUCAUCAAUAAGGAGGAGCAAGAAAUCAUGGUUGUCUUUGAUCAAAAGCUACGCAUCAAGCGCCCAAAGAAGGAAUAUGUCUAUCUCCCCGGCGAAGGGCCAGUGGCCCCAUGGAAAAUUCUCAAUCCCCCAUUCCCAGAUGGGCUUGAGCCACCAGAUGUAUCCCUCCUGCACCCGGCCUAUCUUGAAGAUCCACCGACCCCAUCGGAUGGCAAUGAGAAACCAUGGAUCCAAUGGCUCUAUCAUAUUAUCUACUGCGAAGAAAAGAUCCAACUAUUCUCCAUACGAGAUCCGCCUGCAGAAGCCGACAAGACUUACUCACCAGAGUAUAAAUUCCUCGUCAAAGCCUACCCAGGACUUACGCUUCAUAGACUCAUGUUGAACUUUCAGAAGCCUGAGGUCAAAAAGCAGUGGGUUGAUGAUAAGAAGGGAACCGCUCUUAUGCGAAGAAUGGAGUUUCUCUGCACCGAUGGUGUGCGACAUCCUUUGGAGGAGACUCUGCUUCCGCUACCAAAACUGCUAGAGAGCUGCAAGAAAAGCUUUGCAUCAGUGGAUAGCAUGCCGUUUCUUAAACUUGACGAGCCUGUGAAAGAAGAUGAUGUUCCUGCAUGGCUCGACUUAGCAAAGCAUUGUGGUAUUGGGACUGAGGACGACACCAAGUUCACUCUGGCGAUCCUGGGCUCCAUUUCUAAAGCUACUACAGAAGUAACAAGUGAGGUUUCACAAGCCGUUACUGACUUGUAUCUCAAACUUCAUUCCCAGGUUCCAGAUGGCUCUUUGAGUGCUACCUUCGCGGUUCAAACACAGAUUAGAAACUUUUUCAGCACCAACAAGUGUAUUCUCUGUUCACCACUCAGCCAAGCAGAUGAGAAGGGAUCUACUCGCGGGCAACACUGGGUGAACAAGUCCGCAUGCCUGUGGUCUGCGCCUGAGGGCAUUAAUGUCUACAAUCCUCUGCGAUCUCUGUGGUCCCCAGUGAUGGCCACGAUGGAGCCUACAGAUCGCAAAAACCUGGAAGAUUUCUUUAGCCAGACUCUUUCCAUUCGCGACAUAACCGAGCAUGACGCACUCAGUGAGCUGCGUCAUUUAUGUCGUUCACCGGACCAGACGAAAGACUACUCAGUGGUAACCAAGGAACUUUACAAGAUCAUUCAGGCACAGACGGAGAACCUCAACGAGAUCAACACGCUUAUCAUCAAACAAGCAUUUCGAGAUUCUCCCCUCAUUUAUCUACCUGGCCAAGAGACCAAGAAGUGGUAUAAAGUCCCAGAAUGUGUCUUUUAUAGUGAAUGCCCGAGCGGAGACGAGAUCAGUCUGGAGUAUGUCUAUCCAGAUAUGUCAUCCCUUUUCGUAUCAUUCCUCGAGGUUCCCAAGUUGAGUGCUUCCCUCGUGUAUCAGAACCUUCUGGAUGUCGGAAACACCGUCCAGCCUAUUCCAGACCUCAAGAAGCUUCUUUGGUCUCUCCUUGAUACCCUGGCUGCAGACAAAGGAUCAUCGAGUGUCUAUGCAGAUAAGAUACGAGAUUGCCGCGUCUUUCCGGUCAAGCUGCCGUCAGGAGAAGUUCAGCCUAUGAAUGUACUGGGAGACUUCUGUAUAAAUGACAGACCUAUGUACGCAGCCGCCCUGAAGGAACAUACCAACCUUCUCGACUUUUCUGUUGAGGAGGUCUAUCGUCUCAGGCCAGUCAUUGAGUGGUUGCGCUUAACUGAAAGAUACCUCUCAAAGGUCGUAACAGAAAAGACGUCGGUUGAUGAAUCUCAAGGCACUGAGGAUAAGGUUCUGGCCCAUGAUAUCGCCAGCAAAGCUGCCGCACUUGCCAUGAUCUCUUCACACUUCGGCGAUGGCAAGCCCACCGUAAGAAACUACAACCUUCAAGAUACGAUACGUAAGGUAGAGGUCUUUCGACACCCGGACAUAAAGACCAGCAUUACUUUGUAUCAUGGCUUCAAGACGAUCAAAGUACCGCUUGCGAAAAGUGGAAUGCACUUUAAAUCGGCCCUAUUCGCCAAAUGGCGGUUUUACAUUCCACAAGAUGACGACGAUCGGAAUUUCUGCAUGGCAACUGAAUUUCCGCGGAUGUUAGCUGCUCAACUUUUAGAUUGUCCUUUACAUGCUGUUAAUCCUCAAGCGGUGAUAAUCACUGCUAGUGUCCUUCGAGCUAAGACUUCUAAUGCUAGACGUGUCCUUCAACAUUAUGGGAUAUCUGAGGCAGGUGUGUUGCAAGACGAUAUACCGGAACCACCACGGACACCAGAGAGGCGAAGAGACAAUGGUGCCCCCUCUCCUUCUCCAUCACCGCAUUCAGUUAUCAGAUCUCCUGUCCCUGCUGUAAGCGCUGAUCAGGUGAUCCGUGACGCCGCUACUCCAUACCAGGCCUUGCUCAUUCAAGCUGUCAAUGUCGCACGCAUUUCGACCUUUCCGCACAAGAACUCUGUCUUUGAUAUGACUGCAAUAUCACAAAGCCUUGCAGAGAGUACAGCUCGUUCUGGACUAUUCAGAUUCUAUGUCGGAGACCAGACAGAGUGGCAGCGAAUGGUUGGUGCCGCUGGCGAGUUAUAUGUCUUUGAGCUGCUUUCAACGAUUCCCCAUGCUCUUCCGAGAUGGUCUCGAGAUAAUUGGCAAAGUACUGUCAGACACCAUGCCAGUAUACACCCUGACUAUAACUCCCUUGGUAGUUGGUACGGGACAGAGCAAGGGGACCUGUUCUUUUAUGACGUGGCAGGAACAUUUACCAGCUAUUUGAUCGAAAAAGGUUACCUCGACGAGAGUUGGACAAAAGAGCGACCAGAGUACUACAUCGAAGUCAAGACUACAACAUCGGCACGUCUCGACACGCCAUUCUACAUGAGUAAACAUCAAUAUGCACGGAUGCAGUCGUUUGGUAAAAGCGUCAAUACUGACACGCAAAGGCGGAAGGUCUACAUACUGUUUCGGGUACACGGCUUAGAAUCAGGCCAAGUUGGGUUGAGGAUAUUCCUCGAUCUGGAGGCUUUACGCAAAAGUGGAGAUCUAGUAUUUGAGGCUCAGAGUUGGACGGUUACACCAAGAGCAGGAUAG